This is a messenger RNA of Salvia miltiorrhiza (redroot sage), 2505 nucleotides long. RefSeq names its product putative late blight resistance protein homolog R1B-16. Lineage: Eukaryota; Viridiplantae; Streptophyta; Magnoliopsida; Lamiales; Lamiaceae. Gene Ontology annotation, biological process: defense response to other organism. Gene Ontology annotation, molecular function: ADP binding. The transcript is spliced from 3 exons. The record is from RefSeq and is a predicted model, not a curated record. Bases 1 to 2505 code for a protein of 834 amino acids.
AUGGCUUCUGAAGCUCUCGAUUCCCUGCUACAAAUUUUACGCCAAAUCCUUAGACGUAAGGAUGAUCUCACCACUCUUCGUGUAAAACUACGAAUUAUAUCCAUCCACGACAAAGCUGUGCUCUUGCAAUUGAACCUCAAACAUUUCCCAAAAAAGGAAGCAAUUACGGAGGCAGUAAAUACAACACAAGAGAUUAUUGAGUAUAUUUUCUCCCCAGAGAAUGUUUCAGAUUGUGGGUCGAUAGAGGCGAGUGUGAGACUUUCAAAUCAGUUGGGGGAAUUGGUAGAGGAGCUCGCCUCAACUGCCGGAGAUGUGGUGGUUUACUGCAAGAGUCUCGACGAACUAGUCAACAACGUACCAAGGCGGAGUGACUCAUCAUCAAGAUCUGCAAUAAAGCUGGAUGUCAGCCUUUUAUACCUGUUGGUGAGAGUGGAGAGAAUUUUGUCGACUGCUAGAGAUUUAGUCGACUAUUCUCUCCGUGUUGAUGAUCUGGAGGAUUUUGAUGUAAAAGAUCUGAGAGUAGCGACAGAGCUGACUGUCAGCAUUUCAAUCCGGUUGCUGAGUUUAGCGGAGAGAAUUAGGUCCUCAGUUGAUUCUGCCGGUGUUGGUUUCAAGAGUGAAGAUUUUGAUGGUUUUAAUGAAGAUCUGAAUUCAGUGAGACUGCAGACUUUCGACAUUUCACACCGGUUGGGGAGAUUAGCCAAGAGAUAUAUGUCAACUGCUAAAGACUCAGUUGACAGCGUAGGACGACUGAAUGAUUCUCCAGCUGUUGCAACAGAGCUGAUUGACAGCAUUUCAAACCGGUUGGAGAGAUUAGCGGAGAGAAUUAUGUCAGCUGCUGAAGACUCAGUUAGCAACGUAAGACGGCUGAGUGAUUCUCCAGCUGUUGGUUCAUCAUCAAGAUCUGCACUCAAGAGUGAAGAUUUUGAUGAAGAUCUCUCUGUAGCAACAGAGUGGACUGUCAGCAUUCCAAACCGGUUGGGGAGAUUAGCGGAGAGAAUUAAGUGGACUGCUGUUGGUUCAUCAUCAAGAUCUUUACCGACAAGCAAGGAUGUCGUGGUUGGUUUUGAUGAAGAUAGGUUGCAGAUAAUGUCAUGGCUUACAAGCUAUUCAUCCGAGCUGCAAGUCCUCCCUAUUGUGGGAAUGGGAGGCAUUGGUAAGUCCACACUCGCUAAAAUUGUUUAUGAUGAUACAUUCAUUACCUAUCAUUUUGAUUUUCACGCUUGGGUCACAAUAUCGAAAGAUUACAAUGUAGAAAUCAUUCUUUCAAAUCUGCUUGCUUGGAUGAAAGGAAAGGGAAUCCAAGCAGAGAAUGAUUUACAAUGCAAGAAGAAGGAGUCUGAAAUUUACAAAUACUUAAAAGGUAGGAGGUAUCUCAUAGUAGUGGACGACAUUUGGAGUUCGGAAGCUUGGGAUCACAUACAGAGGCUAUUACCUGAUGAUAAUAAUGGAAGCCGAAUCAUAUUAACCACAAGGCUAAAGAAUGUGGCUGCUUAUGCUAACUCUUCGAGCCCAAUCCAUAUGAUGCGUUUCUUGGAUGACCAACAAAGUUGGCGUUUGUUCCAGAAGAAGGUCUUCGGAGAUCAAGAUUGUCCUGUUGAGCUACAAGAUAUUGGGAAAAAAUAUGUAAAACGUUGCGAAGGACUGCCCCUUUCAAUUGUUACUGUGGCAGGACUUUUAUCCAAGAUUGAUAGAACUCCAAAGUUGUGGAAGCGAAUUGGGGCAAAUGAUGGACAGUUGGAAACAAUAUUAUUAUCUUUGAGUUACAAACACUUGCCCCGACAUUUGAGGGAGUGUUUCUUGUAUAUGGCAGGCUUCCCUGAAGAUUAUGAGAUCCGUGUCUCAGAACUCAUCAAACUUUGGGUAGCUGAGGGCUUUUUGGAAGGUCGAGAUGAAUCUAAAACGUUGGAAGAGGUGGCGGAAGAUGUUUUGGAGGUGCUGGUCAAGCAAAGUCUAGUUUUGGUUACUAGCAAGAAGAGUGAUGGCAAAAUCAAAAGAUCGGAGGUUAGGUUGCCUGAGGAGAUUUGGAAGCUGGAGCAAUUAAGGCAUCUUAUCGCCUUUUCAUUUCUUCCUUUACCCGAUCCAAAAGAUCCAGCAAAGUCUUCUCUAAGAAACUUCCAAACACUUUCUCUGGCAACAAACUUUGUAUUUAGUUCUAGUAUGGUGCGGAAAGUUGGAAAUAUGCUACUCGUGUUGAAACUAAAGAACUAUGCUUGCAGUGGGGAACUCUGGAAAACUAUCGAGGGAGGAUUUGUGAAACUGAGACUUUUGCAUAUUGAUGAAUCAAAUCUGCAGAACUGGACAACUGAAAGUAGCCACUUUCCGAGGCUCCAGCGCCUAAUGCUUCAUCGCUGUCCAUAUUUGCCUGAGAUCCCAGUUGAUAUUGGAAAGAUUCCAACACUUGAACUGAUUGAGAUCCAUGAUCAUAACCAAUCUCUUUUGUACUCGGCCACAGAUAUAAAAGCGAAACGGGAUUGCCUACAAGUUAGUUUGAAGCAUUUUUGA